Messenger RNA from Adineta steineri, 1854 nucleotides. Lineage: Eukaryota; Metazoa; Rotifera; Eurotatoria; Adinetida; Adinetidae. The record is from the annotation of a GenBank genome assembly.
AUGAGCUUCGAUAUUGGUCGUGCAAUCUUCAAUCAAGUUGAUACCAAUCGUGAUGGUAACAUCGAUAAAAGCGAAUUUCAACGAUGGGCCAGCAGUAAUAGCAAUCGAGGUGGUGCUGGUCGAACUGGUGCAUCAGGCUAUGAAUCAGCAUCAUUCGGUAGCUCUGGAUUUGGUGCAGGUGCUGGUGUAGCUGGAGGUAACUUUGGUAGCUCAUCAGGCUAUGAGUCGUCAUCCGCAUCGUUCGGUAACGGUGGAUUUGGAGCUGGUGCUGCUGGUGCUGGUUUUGGUGCCUCAUCUGGCGCUGGUUUCGGCGGUGCUUCAAACUAUGAAUCAUCAUCAUUCCAAUCAUCCUCAACAGGAUUUGGUGCUGACAAUGGUGCUAGCUAUGGAGCAUCAGCUGGUUUCGGUGCUGGUGCUGCUCUUGGUGGUGCAUCAAACUAUGAAUCAUCAUCAUUUCAAUCACAAGGUCAAAAUGCUGGUUUCGGAGGUCAAGCACAACAAUCCUCAUCAUACAGUUCACAAACAAAUGUUCAAACCUACCCAACUGAUGCUCAAGGACUCUUCCAAGAUGCAAACCCACAAAUCAUCCGUCGCCCAGCUCCAGGUGGUGUUCAAACCUACACACAAAACAUCCGAGUUCGUUUUCUUCAACCACCACCAAUCCCACCCCCAGGCCCACUCAUCAUCAAAGAAGUUCGUCCACCUCAACCACCCCCACAACCACCUCUUCGUAUUCGUCAACAAGCUCCUUCUCUUCCUCAACCACCCCCACUCGUUCUUCGUGAAAGACCACCACAAAUACCAGCUUCAGUUGCUUCACAAACUGUCAUUCGUCGUUUAGCUGCUUUACCAGUUCCACCACGAUCAGUCAUCAUUGAACGUAUGCCACCCCUCCCACCUAAACCACGUGAUGUCAUCAUCGAACGAUGGGUUCCAUAUGGAGCACAAGCUAAACGUCGUACAAUUGUACAACGUGCACAAGCUGCUCAACAAUAUGCUAAACCACGUAAUGUUAUCAUUCAAUACGAACCCUCACAAGUACGUGUUGUUCGUCAAUUCCAACGACUCGGUGUUACCCAAUCUAACCCACAAGCUUAUCUUCAACAAUAUGGUGCUUCACUCCUCACUUCAGCCGUACUUUUACAACAAGCUCGUGCUGCUGGUGUUGUCGAAGACAUCUCACCUCCCGCUGUUGCUGGUGCUGCUGUUGGUUUCAGUGCUGCAUCAUAUGGUCAAGAAAGCCAAAGUGCCCAAGCAUCAUCAUCACGCUUUGAAAGCAACAGCUUCGGCUCAAAUGCUGGUGCUAGCUUUGGUGGUGCUGGUGCUAGCUUUGGUGGUGCUGAUGCUAGUUUCGGUGGUGCUAGCUUCGGUGGUGCUAAUGCUAGUUUUGGUGCUGAUGCUGGUUUCAGUGGUGCUGGUGCUAGUUUUGGUGCUGAUGCUGGUUUCGGUGGUGCUAGCUUUGGUGGUGCUGAUGCUGGUUUUGGUGCUACUGGUGCUCGAUCUUCAUCAUAUGAAUCAUCAAGCUUCCAAUCAUCAAGCAACGGUGGAUUCGGUGCUGAUGCCGGAUUUGGUGGUGCUGCUGCUGGAUUUGGUGCUGGUGCUGGUUUAACUGGUGGAUUCCAAUCAUCUUCAUCAUCAUUUGAAUCCAACUCAGUUGGUGGUGCCGGAUUCGGUGGUGCUGGUGCUAGCUUUGGUGGUGCUGAUGCUAGUUUCGGUGGUGCUAGCUUUGGUGGCGCUAGUGCUGGAGGCAGUGGAUUCGAUGUUGUCGAUGCUGCUUUCCGAAAUGCCGAUCAAGAUCAAGAUGGAAAACUUAACCGUGCUGAAUUUCUUCGUUUCAUUCAACAAGGUUUAUAA